AUGGAUCCCUCUCAACAGCAGAAGUCUGGUAAGCCAUGGAGCGGCACUAACAGAAUUCCAAAUAUCAAAGAAUUCGUUGGUGGUCUCGACAAGGAAAAGGCACGUCGAGACAAAGAAAUUGACGAGCAAAACUCUGCCGCCAGUAAGCAAGACAAAGUCACUGCACACAAAAAUGAGAAGAAGGAAGAAAAGGGAAAGGUGGUUACGGACCCUGUGACCGGCAAACAGGUCGUCAUUGCAGAUGUCGGGAAGAAGUACAUGAAGAAUGUCGACAACCCGCAACUUUCCGUUCCCAAUGCAAACCUCGGCCGAGACACUACCGUCGCCACGGACUCAUCGCAGGCCAAUCCCGAAUAUAAAGAGAAGCAAGACAUUACAGCACCUCCAGACCCCAUCGCGGAGGGAAGCACCUCGGAUGUUCCAAUCCAUGGCGAGAAGACCAACAUUUUGUUCCAUCCGACGCCAUCUGUCAGUUAUGAGCCGACAUUCAAGGCAAUGGAGCAAAGAGCUGGCGGCCUAUGCAUCGCCAUCUUGGUUGCUAUCGUCGUUCUGGGCAAGAUGUUUGGUGGCGCGUUGAAAGGCCUGAUUCCCCUCGGCAUGUGUGUGGCCUCUGCUGUCUGGCUUUGGAUGAAGGAGGUAGUACGAAGUGGCCGAGAGGUUGAGUGGAGCAGCGAGCAAACAAGAGGCGAAACGGCUACUGCAAACCUCUUGCCCGAAUCUGUCGAAUGGAUGAACUCAUUCAUGGCCAUUGUCUGGGGCUUAAUCAACCCCGACAUGUUUGCCGCAGUAGCAGAUACCCUGGAAGACGUUAUGCAGGCAUCCGUCCCGGGCGUCAUCAAUAACGUCCGUGUCGCCGAGAUUGACCAGGGAAGCAACCCUAUUCGAAUUCUCAGCAUGAGAUCUUUGCCAGACAGCAAAGUUGCGGAUUUGAAGCAGAGCAUUCAUGAAGAGAACAAGAAGACGAAAGACCCCCAAGAAGCCGCCGCUGAUGAGGAGGGCGGUGACUACUACAACCUCGAAAUCGCUUUCGCUUACCACGCCAAACCCACUGGAACGGAUGUGGCUUCACACGCACGCAACAUGCAUAUGAACCUGGUCUUCUAUCUGGGUGUGAAGGGCUUGGUCGGGGUUCCCCUGCCAAUCUUUGUCGAGCUACAAGAGUUGGUUGGCACUGUGCGUUUGCGGCUGCAGAUGACACCUGAACCACCCUACGCGAAGUCUCUGACAUUCACCUUGAUGGGCGUGCCUCAUGUGCAAGCUGGUUGCAUACCCAUGGUCAAGCGUGGCGUCAACAUUCUCAAUCUGCCUCUGAUCUCUAACUUCGUCAACUAUGCCGUGGCUGCGGCUGCGUCAAUGUACGUGGCACCAAAAUCAAUGCAGCUGGAUCUCAAGUCUAUGCUCCAGGGCGACGAUAUCACCAAGGAGACCCAGGCCAUUGGUGUCAUGUGGGUUAGAAUUCACCGUGCUAUUGGCCUCAGUAAGCAAGAUCGACGAGGUUCUAAGGGUGGUGGCAGCGACCCCUACAUCAAUUUGUCGUUCUCCAAGUAUGGCAAGCCCAUGUACUGCACUCGCGUUAUUACCGAUGAUUUGAACCCUCUAUGGGAGGAGACCGCGGCCCUGUUGGUCACUCCUGAACUUGUCAAGGCAGAUGAGCAACUAAGCAUCGAGCUUUGGGAUUCAGACCGUAACACGGCCGAUGAUAUUGUUGGCAAGGUCGAGUUGUCCAUUCAAAAGAUGAUCCAACAUCCUGGCAAGAUGUAUCCUCAGAUCUCCAAACUCAGCGGCAUGCAAGAUGGUUCUGAGAUGCCUGGUGAGCUCCAUUGGGAGGUCGGAUACUUUGGCAAGCCCAAAUUCCGACCUGCUCUUCGCACAGACGGGAAAGACGACAGCCUACCCUCGCAGCUCAAGGACGACCCUCAAUUCCAAGAAGACAAGGGCACGCUUGACACCGCAGAGACUGAUGCAGUUGCUCACACCCCUCCGGACCCGCUUUGGCCUUCUGGCAUCUGCAGCGUUAUCGUUCACCAGAUCGUCAACUUGGAGCUGGAAAACAUCAAAGGCAGCGAAGGCAACCGCAAGGGCCGCGAGUUUGAGCCUGCUAAGGCGUAUGGCGAGGCAACUGAGGAAGAGUCAAGCAAACUGCCUACCUCGUACUGCAGCAUUCUUUUCAACGACCAACUCGUCUAUCGUACUCGUGCCAAGGCAGUUAGCAGCAAACCGAUCUUCAAUGCCGGUACUGAACGGUUCAUCCGUGACUGGCGGUCGGCGCUCGUGACCAUAACCGUUCGAGAUCAACGCAACCGAGAGCACGAUCCCAUUCUCGGUGUGGUUCCCCUCAAGCUUUCCGACCUCCUGACAAAGAGCUCGCAAGUCACACGGUGGUAUCCGCUAGAUGGAGGGAUCGGCUUUGGCCGCAUCCGAAUCUCUCUUCUUUUCCGCAGCGUCGAAACACGGUUGCCACCCAAUAUGCUUGGCUGGGACGUGGGUACCCUUGAGUUUCUGUCCGACCGUAUCUUGGCUACUGGCUGGACGAACAACACUAAAUUGAAGCUACGCACUGGCGGAAGUGUGGGUAAAGUCCCUCGAACCGAUUGCCACAAGACCGACGAAGGUGACGGCGUCUACUGGGACAUUGCUGCAUCGAAUAACAAGCAGGUUCGCCUCCCUGUGAAGCACCGCUACAGGUCACCUGUCGUGUUCGAGUUCCACGUAGCCGGCAAGCGAGGAGCUGUGGCAUAUGCUACUAUUUGGCUUCAGCAUCUCGUAGACAAUGAGGAGACACCAUUCGACAUCCCUAUCUGGACCACUAAGAUGGGCAGUCGUCUUGUCCAGAAUUACAUCACAGAGCGCAACUCUGCGGCCAAGGAAAUUCCUGGUUUGGAGGACCUGACCGAAGUUGGGCGCUUGCAAUUCCGAGGACGAUUCAAGACUGGUAUGGACGAAGCGCACCAUGAGUUUGUUGUGGACAACGACACUCGCGAGACCUACGAAACUUGGGAGACGUGCCGUAGCGAGGGCGUGCGCAGCCGAGUGGUAGAGGUUGAGGUGCCUGAGAGUGUGCAAGAAUUGCAUAACAAGUCGUUGACCCAAGGACGAGACAUCUUGAAAGCGGCUGAUCCCCGAGAACGAAAGAUGUGGCUCGGCAAAGACGGUGCAGAUUGGUCAGGCGCUUUUGGAGAUGAUCCUAGAGCAUACACGAACUCGAAGCACCAAAAAAUCGCGGAACCAGGCUCGGACGAUCCGCCUCAUAAUCCCGUGGUGCCAUCGGACGAUGACGGCAGUGAUGAUGAGCCAGAAAGCGAUUCAUCAUCUGAUCUAGGCGUCACGGAUGCAAGCAAUGCACCCGAGGGUGGCUUCAAACGUCGUGGUGGCCCUGACCCUCAGCUCAACGGUGAGGAUGCAAGUGACGGUGCCACACGCCAAAGCGUCGACACUGGCUAUACCACCAUGAGCACGAUGAGCAACGAGUCGGCUACAUCACCGUCACGCAAGGACAGCAAGUGGCUUGAGGGUUCCGAGAAGCGGGCGGAGAAGCGUAAGCAUCGGGGUUUGUCACAAUGGACUCCGGCUCGCUACGCGGAUUUUGCAAAGAACGAGAGCAAGUUUGGCGUGAACAAGAUCAAGAAGAGGUUCACGGGCGGUUUGGGCGGUCGUGAGCCCGGAGUUGAGACCGAGGCUUGA
Cyphellophora europaea CBS 101466 is the source of this 3681-nucleotide messenger RNA. RefSeq lists its product as uncharacterized. The transcript is spliced from 3 exons. The record is from RefSeq and is a predicted model, not a curated record. Gene Ontology annotation, molecular function: lipid binding. NCBI's taxonomy places the organism in Eukaryota, Fungi, Ascomycota, Eurotiomycetes, Chaetothyriales, Cyphellophoraceae. Bases 1 to 3681 code for a protein of 1226 amino acids.